Molecule: messenger RNA, 3177 nt
Organism: Alternaria burnsii
Lineage: Eukaryota; Fungi; Ascomycota; Dothideomycetes; Pleosporales; Pleosporaceae
Exons: 4
Coding region: 1-3177 (1058 amino acids)
Biological process (GO): protein phosphorylation; mitotic DNA damage checkpoint signaling
Cellular component (GO): nucleus
Molecular function (GO): protein serine/threonine kinase activity; ATP binding
Source: RefSeq, a predicted model, not a curated record
AUGUGCCCCGCGCGUACAUCUUCCAAAGAGCCCAUUGACGAGGUUAUCAAACACUUAAUCCCUCAUGCGCCACAUCAAAUGCGCCACCUGAAAUAUGCAACCAUCUUCAAGAUCCAACAGCAGCUCGGUCGACAUAAUGACUUUAAGCAAUGGAGCGACAAACCCCGACUGUUCACUCUAUUGCGCAUGCUGCAAUGCGACAACAAUAUACUAAAUAGGUUCUUGGACGCAGGUGUCAACGACUAUCUUCUGCCUCUGACGGGAAACUUCUUCAUGGGCCUGGGUGUCGAAAUGUCAUGGACGGAGUUUCGAGCUGCUCAACGAUAUGUCUUAUUGCAUCCUGAGGACAUGAGCGAGUCAUAUCUACAAGGCGACCCGAACCGCCACCACAAUUUGGAAGAUGGAGACGAUGUUUUUCAGGAAGCAGGGGAACUGGGUGAAGGAGGAACAGCUACGGUCUCAACAGUACGGCUUACUACUUUCGAUAUUUCAGACAAUGAACGACUAUACGCCUGCAAACGCUUGGCGCGAGAGAACUUAAGGGAGCAAAAAAAACACCUUCAGCCAUUCAUAGACGAGCUACAUAUACUGCGCAAGAUCAGCCAUUCUAGCACGGCCCGUCAUCCGCAUAUGGUACGGCUCGUCGCAAGCUAUACAGAUCUGAGGCAUUUCGCUUUCGUUCUUCAUCCUGUGGCAGACUGCUCGCUCAAGGACAUGUUGGAAUCCGCCAACUUACUAGAUCGGCGUGAAGAUUUCUCUAGCUUACGACGAUGGUUUGGGUGUUUAGCGUCUGCGCUGGUGUAUCUACACGGGCAGUCCAUACGUCACAAAGACAUCAAGCCGGGCAAUAUCCUUAUGCACAACGGAACUGUAUACUUGUGCGACUUUGGUAUCUCGCUCGACUGGAAUGGGUCUCACCCUACCACCGAAGGACCGUCAGCCAGGACCCGAGGCUAUUGCGCUCCUGAAGUCUUGAACGCCAAAGCUCGUGAUAGUCGCUCAGACGUCUGGUCAUUAGGACGAGUCUUCUGCGACAUGUUGACUGUUCUGGCUGGCAGUCGUAUAACCGAAUUGCUGGAGCGUAUCGGUGGUGAUCUGCAUGGGAUAUAUGACGACCGUUACCAAGAUGAUCUACACAGGUGGUUAUCUGAUUUCUCGUUCGAGAGCACCCCGCAUGACUGUUCCAGGAGAAGUAUCCAGCGAUUAGUGGAGGAAAUGAUGUAUAAGGAUAAAAACUCGCGACCUAAUGCCGAACAAGUCCUUCAGUGGUUCUGCGAAAGUAAUUCUAGCCUGAUAGGCCCAUGCUGCAAAGUUGAGAGUGAAGCUGCAUCGAUCAAGAGAUCCGAGGAGGAGAAGGUGCAAGAGGAAGCGGACAAGAAUGCUAAGGAAGAGGAGAAAAACGCUAAGGAGGAGGGGAAAGGGGCUGUUAAGGAACAGAAGAAAGCAAAGGAAGACGCUAAGAAGAGGGAAGAAGAGGCUGAGGUCAGAGUCGCUAAGAAGGAGGAGAAGAAGCAGGAAGAAGUUGACAAGAAAGCUACCGAGGACGAGAAGCAGCAGCAAGAGAAGGACAAGUUCAACAACGGGUUCGUUGCUGGAGAAACAGAGUCAUUAACAAGUCUACCGCUCGGUCGCACAUCAACGACGAUCGGUUGUUCAACCAUUCUUGCUGAAUCUUCCAUAGGAUCGCAGCAUCCCGUACAGUGGUCGAGUGGAGCUGUGCAUUAUCCAGAGCUACCACCCGUUGAUUCCCGGCACACAUGCAAUUGUGGUCCUCGAACAAAAGAGCGCCUUAUCCUAUGCGUGCUCAAUGUGCAUCUAUUCAUCAAGGCGAAGCAACCAACAAUGGAGAUGAAUGAGAAUUGCGACCUUCACAAGGAUAUGCUAUAUGUGUACGAGUCCUAUUCAGGACCAAACAGUGAGAAAUGGAAAAUCUGGCACAAAACGCGUCGACUAGUCAUAAGUUACAAGCCCGAACCUCACAGUCAACGUAUUUGCAGCUCAUUCUGGUUGCCCUUGACGGAUGUCAACUUCGUAGUUCAGAACAUGAGUCUCACAUUGGGCUGGUCCGAUUGUAACCAAUGGAACCUUGGACGUACUGUAAACAACAAACCCAGCUGGGACUGCAUAUACGACUCUGAAAACACCAACAAUGAGAUAGUAUUGCUCUUCACAAAAGCUGGAAUGGCCAAGGUAGUCGAGAGAAAUCUUUGUACCAUCUUCAGCAAAUUAGAUGGUGUUAAGGAAUGGCGCAUGAUCGAAAUCAUGGGCCAGCAAAGACUAUUGGUCGUCGAUGUACGUGACCGUAACCAGGAACCCAUUCGCUAUCGCUUGGCCUGUCUAGCUACCUACGAAUUGCCUUCCAGAAGCACCUUCCGGGCGUUCAUACACUGGUCGAACCUUGAUCUGGACAUUCAGAUAAAAUCCGGCGUUAUGGUCAUCCGGUUCGACCAAGUAUCGACUCCUCACUACUACUCAGACAUCAACAACGAGCCUUGGAAGGACGAGACUAAGAUUGCGCGAUACACAGGGAGCGCAUUGGUGUUGAGUGAGUACUCGAUGACGUUUCCGUGCAGCUUUGGGAACUCUACGUUCUUGCCUGAAGGUUUGAAACAAAUGUUCGAAUCUCUUACAGGCUGGACCAUGUGCUUUUUUGCCUCCGAUGUGGAAAUAAAGAAGACGAACACGCUGCCAAAGACGAAUUAUGGAGAGUCAGACGUUAUUCUAUGGAAACGAUGCUUAGAAGUCCAGUCAAGUGUACGACAGGUGGCACAAAUUACAUUCCGUCACCGGAAUCGCAUGCCGGGAAAAGGCUAUCUCUGGCGCAGCGGAUCAGUAAACGUAGGUGAGAUGACCAUCGUUGACUCUCAACAAGCCGCAAUCAACAUUUCAUGCAAAUCUCAUGGCUCUCAACUGGACACAACUACUAUGACUGCAAUAGAAGUAGGCGACGACGGAUACCCGGUCUAUCAGCCUGAUGAUGCUUCAUCGACGAGGCUCAAACUGCGUUUUAGGAGCGACAGCGAUCUGACAGAGUUCAUGAUCAGAUAUCAGGAACUACAACAGGUUGUCAAAUCGCAGGCGUUGCUGAGGGUGACAACGACCGCAUCAAGCCGAUUAUCCAGCAGUAGUCGAAGGCGGGAUUCAGGAACCGCGCACGCCAAUCGACGCUCAUCUUGA